Molecule: messenger RNA, 1208 nt
Organism: Paramecium sonneborni
Lineage: Eukaryota; Ciliophora; Oligohymenophorea; Peniculida; Parameciidae
Source: the annotation of a GenBank genome assembly
AUGGAAAAAUUACUAUAAAUCUCACAAUAAGUUAGAGAAGCAAUUGAAAAAGGUUAGGCAGUAGUGGCAUUGGAAUCAACAAUAAUAACACAUGGAAUGGAGUAUCCUACUAAUGUUUAGACUGCUUUGGGAGUUGAAGAGGAAAUUAGAGCCUAAGGGGCAAUUCCUGCAACAAUAAUUAUAACUCAAGGAGUUCUUCGAGUAGGUUUAAGUUAAGAGGAGAUUGAAGAGAUUGGAAAAAAUAAACAUUAGUAUUAGAAAUGCUCAAGAAGAGACUUGGCAUAAAUAAUUGCAUAAAAAGGAAAUGGAAGUACAACUGUGGCUGCAACAAUGAUGAUUGCUCAUAUGGCAGGAAUAAAAGUGUUUGUUACAGGAGGAAUCGGAGGAGUGCAUAGAGGAGCAGAACACACUUUUGACAUCUCUGCAGAUCUAGUUGAAUUAGGCCAACCUCAAGUAGCAGUUGUUUGUGCAGGUGCUAAAUCAAUUUUAGGCAUUCCAAAAACAUUAGAGUAUUUGGAAACACAAGGUGUGCCAGUCGUUGGAUAUAAAACUAAGCAUUUUCCUAACUUUUUCACUCCUGAUUUCCGGUUUUUUUUGUAGUACAUCUGUCAAAUCCAGUCAAGAAGCUAGUGAAUUAAUUAAAGCACAAUUCGAUUUAUUAAAACUGAAGAAUGGUAUUCUCUUUUGUGUCCCAAUACCUCAAGAUUAAGCAGCAGAUGGCUAAAUUGUAUAAUAGGCUAUUGACAAAGUAUUUUGUUAUUUACAGCUAGGCUCUUAAAGAACUUGAUGAAUAAAAUAUAAAUGGAGCUUUAGUUACCCCCUUUCUAUUGAAAAGAGUCAAUGAAAUCACUGAUGGAAUGAGUUCAAAAUCUAAUGUUGCUUUAAUUAGAAAUAAUGCAAGAGUAGGAGCUGAAAUAGCUAUAUAAUUGUUGUAAAAACGAUUGGUAUAUAUUUAAUAAGUAAAAAUAAUAUAUUAUAUAUCUGUAAUACUAAUUAAUUUAUUGCUUUUAUCUUAUACUACAAUUAAUCUUAAAUCUGAUACUAUGUCUAAAAUUAUUGAUAAUUGCAAAAACAAAUUUUUAGAUCUUAACAAUAUAAACUAUACAAAUUAAGAUUGGAAAAAUACAAUUUUAGAUUUCUAUUAAGACUUAAUUUUCUUAAAUAUUUGGGAUAUUAUUAAUAUGCUAUACAAAUAACUCUUUGCUUGA